AUGAGCCAAGGACACACACAUGCAACAUGUGGGACAUACUGUUUACAUGCAUGUAGAGCACAGGACUAUGGUCUUCAGUUGCAGCACCUUGCUAAAAAAAAAUAUUUUACUUCUGCCCUUUCCAUCCAUCAGGGUAUAUUCCCAACCACCUAUGUCCACCUGAAGAAAUCCACAGUCACCAACAGAGGGCUGUGUGAGACGGUGGUGCCUCUGGAAGACCCUAUUAUCACUGAGACCACCUCCACCCUGCAGGAAUGGGGCGUGCUGUGGAAGCAACUCUACGUGAAGCACAAGGUGGACCUGUUCCACAAGCUGCGUCAUGUGAUGAAUGAGCUCAUUGACCUGCGUCGGCAGCUCAUCCGGGGUCACCUGGCCCAGGACCAGACCAGAGAGAUCAAACGCCACAUAACCGUGCGCCUGGACUGGGGCAACGAGCACCUUGGCUUGGACCUUGUUCCUAGAAAGGAGUUUGAAAUGGUGGAUCCGGAUCAUAUCAGUGCAUCUGAACUCUACAAAAUGCAUGCAUCCAGCAGACACUGUGGCCAGCCAAGCACAAACCAGGGCGACAGCGUGCGUCAGCGCCAUGGAGACGGUUGCCGUGUUCCGGUGCAGCACCACCUCUUCAUCAACCUGAAGAGUUUCACCUACAACGCCAUCAGCGAGGAGGCAGACGUCUUCUUCUCCCUCUACGACACCCGUGACAACAAACAGAUCAGUGAGAAGUUUAUGGUGAGACUGAACAAAAAUGGAGGGCCAAAGAACCCAGAGAAGGUGGACCGUCUGUGUGCUCUCUUCACGGAUCUGAGCAGUAAAGACCUGAAGAGAGACCUGUACAUUGUAGCACAUGUCAUACGAACGGGUCGUAUGUUGUUGAAUGACUCAAAGAAGGGUCCGCCCCACGUGCAGUACAGGAGACCGUAUGGCUGUGCUGCUCUGGCCAUGAGUGACGUGUUCCACACUAUCACUGACCUCAAAGAGGAGAAGGACUUUGUGCUCAAAGUUUACACAUGUAAUAAUGAGAACGAGUGGUUUCAGAUCCACGAGAACAUCAUCCGCAAGUCCAGUACCAAGUACUCAGCUCCUAGCACCAACUAUGGCCUCAUCAUCUCUCUACAGCUGCUGCGGGGGGAGCUGGAUCAGAUCAGGAGGGAGAACCAGGCUGUGUUCAGCAGGUCCCUGGGCAUCAUGCGCAAACUCGGCUUCUCUGAUGUCAUCAUGCCAGGUGACACUCGUAAUGACCUGUACCUGACCCUGGAGCGUGGUGACUUUGAGAGGGGGGGCAAGAGUGUCCAGAAAAACAUUGAGGUCACUGUCUAUGUGCUUUAUGCUGAUGGGGACACACUCAAGGACUGUAUCAGUCUGGGUAGUGGGGAGCCCAACACAAGUGAGCACCGGUCCUUUGUCCUCUACCACAACAAUAGCCCUCGCUGGAGUGAGAUGAUCAAACUACCCAUCCCCAUAGACCGCUUCAGAGGAUCACACCUGCGCUUCGAGUUUAGACACUGCUCCACUAAAGACAAAGGGGAGAAGAAGCUGUUUGGUUUUGCCUUCACUCCUCUGAUGAGGGAGGAUGGGACCACGCUAUCAGACGAGAGCCAUGAGCUCUAUGUCUAUAAGUGUGAUGAGAAUGCCACGUUCAGUAACCAGGGCCUGUACCUGAGCAUGCCCUGCUGUAAGGAGGACUUCAACAGCUGCCCCAACCUGCCCUCUACCCUGCCCUUCCAGAGGAACCCCAAGGAGACCUUCUGGGUCUCCACACAGCUGUGCUCCACCAAGCUCACCCAGAACGUGGACCUCCUGGCCCUACUGAACUGGAAAGCCCACACUGACAGGGUGUUGGACAUCCUGGGCAGACUACGCCACAUCAACGGAGAGGAGAUUGUCAAGUUCCUACGAGAUGUCCUGGAUACACUGUUUUGUCUCCUGGAUGACAACACCGAUAAAUACGGACCGCUGGUUUUCCAGUCAUUGGUGUUUAUCAUCAACCUUCUCAGGGACAGUCGUUUCUACCACUUCCGGCCUGUUAUGGAGGCCUACAUACAGAACCACUUUGCAGGAGCUCUGGCCUACAAAGAGCUAAUCCGCUGUCUGAAAUGGUACAUGGACCGUUCUGCUGAGGUUGUCAGACAGGACCACAUCCAAGAGGCCAUGAAGGCUCUGGAGUACCUGUUUAAGUUCAUCGUCCAGUCUCGGAUCCUGUACUCGCGGGCGACCUGUGGUAUGGAGGAGGACCAGUUCAGAGCCAGCAUCCAGGAGCUCUUCCAGUCCAUCCGCUUUGUGUUGAGUCUGGACAGCCGCAGCUCUGAGACCCUCGUCUUCACACAGGCGGCGUUGUUGAACAGUUUCCCAGACAUUUUUGAUGAGCUGCUGCAGAUGUUCACAGUGCAGGAGGUGGCUGAGUAUGUCCGGGGCACGUUAGGGAGCAUGCCCAGUACGGUGGACAUCGGCCAGUCUAUGGAUGUGGUCAAACUGCAGUCCAUCGCCCGCACCGUCGAGAGCAGGCUCUUCUUCUUUCCUGAGUCUCGUAGUAUCUUGCUGCCGGUGGUCCUGCAUCACAUCCACCUGCACCUGCGCCAGCAGAGGGAGCUGCUGAUCUGCUCAGGAAUCCUCACCAGCAUCUUCUCCAUCAUCAAGACCAGCUCUAUGGAGUCUUCUGUGCAGGAGGAGGUAGAGAUGAUGGUGGAGAGCCUGUUGGAUGUUCUGCUCCAGACUCUGUUGUCCAUCAUGUCCAAGUCUCAGUCUCUGGAGACAGCUAGGGGGCAGCGCUGUCCCCAGUGCACCGCUGAGAUCACGGGGGAGUAUGUGUCCACUCUGCUGUCUCUACUCAGACAGAUGACAGAGAUCCACUUCCACCACCUGCUCAACAACUUCCACAGCAAAGAGGAACUCAAGGAGUUCCUGUUGAAGAUCUUCUGCGUGUUCCGGAACCUGAUGAAGCUCACCAUCUUCCCCCGAGACUGGAGUGUCAUGAGGCUACUGACCAGUCAUGUCAUCGUGGCGACAACACAGUACCUGUCUCCGGCGUUACACAAUAACUUCUCAGAGGCGGAUUUUGACUUCAAGGUGUGGAAUUCCUUCUUCAGCCUGACGGUCCUGUACAUCAACCAGCCCAGUCUGCAGUUGGAGCCCCUGACCCAGUCCAAGAGGAAGAAAGUCCUGGACAAGUAUGGAGAUAUGAGGGUGAUGAUGGCCUAUGAGCUCUUCAGCAUGUGGCAGAAGCUUGGUGAGAAUAAGCCCCACUUUAUCCCUGGAAUGAUGGGUCCGUUCCUAGGAGUGACGCUGGUGCCUCAGAGCGAAGUCCGGAAUAUCAUGAUCCCCAUCUUCCAUGACAUGAUGGACUGGGAGCAGAGGAAGAACGGCAACUUUAAGCUGGUGGAAGCAGAGUUGAUGGACAAGCUGGAGAGUAUGGUGGCUGAUGGGAAAGGGGACGGCAAUCACAGAGAGCUCUUUGGCCUGCUGACCCAGUUGUUUGGGCCUUACCCCAGCCUACUGGAAAAAAUUGAGCAGGAAACAUGGAGAGAGACAGGCAUUUCGUUUGUCACCUCCGUCACGAGACUGAUGGAGCGCUUGCUAGACUACAGGGACUGUAUGAAAGGAGAUGAGAUGGAAAACAAGAAAAUAGGUGGUUCUUCCAACCUCAUGAACUUCUACAAGUCGGAGAUCAACAAGGAGGACAUGUACAUCCGCUACAUCCACAAGCUGUGUGACCUGCACCUGCAUGCAGAGGACUACACAGAGGCAGCAUUUACCUUGCUGCUGUACUGGGAGCUGCUGCACUGGGAGGACCGACCCCUCAGAGAGUUCCUCCACUAUCCCACACAGAGCGAGUGGCAACGCAAAGAGGGCCUCAGCCGCAAAGUGCUCCACUACUUUAACAAGGGAAAGUGUUGGGAAUAUGGAAUAUCACUCUGCCGGGAACUGGCUUUCCAGUAUGAAACCUUGUAUGACUACCAGAGCCUGAGCUGGAUACGGAAAAUGGAGGCUGCGUACUAUGACAACAUCAUAGAACAGCAGAGGAUUGAACCAGAGUUCUUUAGGAUGGGCUUCUAUGGCAGGAAGUUUCCUUUUUUCCUCCGGAAUAAGGAGUUUGUGUGCCGGGGUUAUAACUAUGAACGACUGGAGGACUUUCAGCAAAGGAUGCUGGGAGAAUUCCCACAUGCCAUUGCCAUGCAGCACCCCAACCAACCAGAUGACGCCCUCCUACAAAGUGAUGUUCAGUACCUGCAGAUCUAUGCGGUUACCCCAGUGUCAGACAUCACUGACGUGCCUCAGCUGGAGCGCGUACCCGAGAGGAUCAAGAGCUUCUACCGCAUUAACAAUGUCACUCGCUUUCACUAUGACAGACCCUUCCACAAGGGACCCAAGGACAGGGAGAAUGAGUUCAGGAGCCUGUGGAUCGAGAGAACCAUCCUGAUUCUGUCUCGUCCUCUCCCUGGCAUCUCCCGCUGGGCUGAGGUGGAGAGGAGAGAACUGUUGGAGGUGAGCCCUCUGGAGAAUGCCAUCUACGUGGUGGAAAAUAAGACCCAGGAGCUGCGGACCCUGAUUAGCCAGUACCAGCACAGACAGCACCAUGGCAACAUUAACCCCCUCAGCAUGCUGCUCAACGGGGUCAUAGACGCUGCCGUCAAUGGGGGCAUCGCCAGAUACCAGGAGGCGUUCUUUGAAAAGGACUACAUGAACAGCCAUGCAGAGGACACAGAGAAGAUCACCCAGCUCAAAGACGUAAUGCAGGACCAGGUCCACAUCCUUGGAGUGGGGCUGGCCGUCCAUGAGAAGUUGGUGCACCCAGAAAUGCGUCCCCUGCACAAAAAGCUGAUCGAUCAGUUCCACAUGAUGAGGACCGGUUUACAUCAGCAGGGGUUGCCAGCAGCCUGCACUGGAGUCAACAAUCCCAGAGGCAUCCUGACCGCUCACAGCCACAUGAGCCCAGAAAGUGUCCGUCUGAUUCACAGACACAGCCCUAUGAACCUGCAGGGUUCUAUCCGCCAGUCCUCCUCCUCCCUCUCUUCUCACACCUCCAGCGAGGCGGGAGGUAACAUGGUCAUCCUGACAGACGGCCUAUUGGGAGAGCACCCUGAGGACACGGCUCACAUGGAGCCAAGCCCCUCCUCCUCCAGUCUGAGCUCCAUUCGGUCCACCUCCUCCCAGGUUAUUAACUCUGCCCCAUCUAGUGCCAGAGGCUCUCCGUCCCUCCCGGAUAAAGCCAAACACAACCGGGAGGUGAUGAUGCUCCUGCCGCCUCACCAGAGAGUCAACAACACCAUGUACUACACCAUGACUGAGAACGGACAGAGCAACCAUCUGCAACGUGCCUUGCUCCAGCAAGUGAACCCCUGUAAGCCGUGCGUUGACCCUCCCGUGAGCUUGCCAGAGAAAGUGUUCCCUAGUGCCCCGAGCAGCUGGAGUCUAGAUGGCGAGGGCAGGGAGACAGUGCCCUACAUCCAGGGACCUACAGGGGGUGUCAUCAUGCCCCCUGUCCCACCCAGGUCCUUCCCACCAGGUCACUUCCUGAUGCACUUUGAUGCAUUCCACCACCAGAACAGUGACCCGCCCCCGGCACUGCCUGUUCGCUCUCUCAGAAAGUCUCCUCUCCACCCCAUACCCGGCUCCCCCACUAGUCCUCAGUCAGCCCUGGGGGGCAGUAAUUCCACCCUCUCGGGCAGUGCCAGCAGCGGGGUCUCCUCUCUGAGUGAGAGUAACUUUGGGGCCCAGUACCCCGAUGCCCAAACUGUGCGGAAUGACGCCAUGGAGCCCUUACCCAGCCACCUGUGGACCCCUGAUGAGUACCUGGCCUCUCCCUAUCUGCACAUCCACUACAGUGGGCCAGAACCAGAGUCCCUCGACCAUGUCCGACCCUUUCACUACCGUAACCCUGUCUCACACCUCCCCCACUCCCAAACUCACUUCCACCCCCACUCUCACCACCAACCAGCCGGCCUCGACGGCCACCCUCAUCCCCACGGGCCCACCCACCACCAGAUACCCCUCCACGGCCCACACCACAUUCCUUACCGGCGCCCCCAGCCCCCAGCUGUGCCCCCCAAGCCCUACCUGAGGGAAGGGUGCAUCCCCGAGGAGGACCUGAGCUCCCUGGUGCCCCAGCCCAUCCCCCUUCCUCGGAGGAUCUUCCACUCCCCCCACAGCCACAGAGAGGAGCUAGCCAAGGCUGCCUGGGAGCAGUGCAUCAGCGAGGAACACGAGGAGACACCGUGAGGAGACGACAGGGCUGGGCCUCUUGGAGAUUUUACUCACCUCGGUGCAUCUUACUAGUCUAAAGUGGCUCCCUUCCUGUUGUCUCCUUGCCUUCAUCUGUAUUGAUGUGAAAGAACAUGGGCUGGUGAAUCACGCGGAUACAUUGUAGGCAUUAACAAUAUUGCGUUCAUCUAUCCCAUGUUUUUAUAUCAGAGCAGAUGAAGGGGAGAGGAAGCCACUUUAGACUAUUGAGUUGCACCCUCACUCUCAGUGUAUUGUCUGAUUCUGAAUGGAUGAAGCAGCAUCAUAGGAAUUAAUAAGGGAAUAUUAUCUGUUGGACAAUGUGACCGGUAAUAAUGACUUUGUUUAAAUUGAUAUUGACUGUACACUGUUGUACAACUGGUCUGUGAGCAUGUUUAGUUUAUUUUCAUUUGAGAACAACAUACAGCCGUUUUGUGAAACAUGACGAUCCUCAUCAACAUGAUCAACCCAUACGAGCCCCAAAUAGAAUCCCCCUCCCUUUUCCACAGCGAAAGGCAACUACAGAAAGUUAUACUACUCUUAGUAAAGUCAUGAUGACUUUUCUGCUUUUAAUGCUCCAUAUAUCUAUCCUAUUAUUUUGAUACACUUGCUACAGUAUGCAUGGGGUUUUCAAAUAGAAUUUCCCAUCUUCUGUUUUACAAAACGCUGUAUAGUGCUUCGCCAUAUGACGUUCUCCAAUCUUCUGUUCUAUUCUGCGACCUGCUUCUCAUUGAAAGCAGGUCUGUUAUUUGGACCUGGGUCACUCUUCUUGACCAAAGCCUCUAGGGACAUAUAAACCUCAGUUUAGGAUUAUCCCUCCAUACAGUACGUAUGGAAAACAAUGUGAAUGUAUUCAGACAAGAUGUGCUGUUUGUAUUACACAAGUGGCAGCUCUUCUUUUCUUUCAAGUGAAGUUGUCUUUAUUACAGUCUUCUUGUCUUUUGUGUAACAGACCGAAAUAUCUCACGAGAGGAGCGUGAAUGUUACCCAGACUGAAAGAGCUGAUAAAUCCUUGGGAGGGCUACAAAGGAAGGGGUGGAAUUGUCAGGUGCCACAGAGCGCUCUGGAACAACAGUGAGUUCCCAAUGUCAGUUGGACUCAAUAAGACUGGAUUGUUCCUUGAAAGGAGAUAGUGAUGGAGAAAAUCCUUAACACUCAACUAGGAGUAAGAUGAGAAGUAGCGAAGAAUAAUGGCUCAACAGUACCUCAACCACCUAUUGGACUAACUAUACUCAUAAAAACAAUUAUCACACCCUAUCUCUGCCACUAUAUGUUUCAAGACGAUGUCAAUUAACAAGUAAUACAUAUGGACUGUGUGUAAAAGGACUAAUGGCAAUGACAUUGCUCCUGUCUGUUACCUGUUCUACUCACCUUCACCCCCCUCUGCCCACCGAAUGGCAAAUCCAAACUCCCUCAAACAGAGUUCUAAACAACUACCUGCCUUAAGUGCACUGAAAUUCAGUAUCAGUCUCUCAUUCUGACACCUCACUUGACUGUUUCUGUGAAGCUCAUGAAACGACGGCUCUCGUUUGUCAUCACGUUCUCUACGCUUUCCGAACAAACCUCAUGACAUCUAUGUGUGACAUCUGUUUUGUCCUGCCUCGGUUGAAGAUUGCUUUUUGGGUUUGUAGCACUACAGUAUACUUAGUUUCGCCUGCAGUUUCUCUUCCCUCUGAUCUGCAAUAGAGAGAUGUUUGUGUGCACAGGGGAUGAGAAGCUCAGACAGGACCAUGAGGUUGAUCUCCUUGGGCAAUGGAAGUACACCAGAUAGUGUUUGCUGAGAUGUAAUGUGAUAACCAACCAGUGGGUUGGAAGGUGGAGGUUACUGUUAAACAAAAUACAGGUCUUUGUUUCCCCAAGUAGUUUUUUGCAGGUGAAUGCUUUGCGUUGUGUUCUUGCACAUUAGGUUGUCCACUGAUCAGACAUCUAUUUUUGUAUGCAGGUACAUCUGUUGUGAGGACAUAUUUCACCGAUGUAUCAUGAAAGGAUGUAGGGUAUGUUUUGCAGACUGUGGAGUUGGUAUGGAAGUACAGAACUAUGGAUCAGAUAUAAGAUGAAAGUCAGAUGUAUGGGGAAGCUGAUGUUUGUGAGAAGAGGAGCGAUACUCCGAUCAAACAUGGGUACAAUAGAAUUUUUCAAUGUAAAUUCUGUUACUGUACAUACGGCGGUAUUGUGAAAUAUUUUUGAAAAUUAUUGCAGACCCCCCCCCCCCCUAAAAUAAUUGUAUCGUUUUGUGUAAAUACAUCUACUCCAGAAAUCGACGUAAUUGAUGAAUAUCUAUAAUCAAUGUUUUAAAGGAGACAAAUCCAUUAGACUGUGGUUGUCUGCGCUGUUCUUGACUUCAAGUCUUCAAAUAUAAAUACUUUAUACACUUUUCAAUGUGCUUUCUUGUACAGAUGGUGUUAGCAUGAUCAAACAGUGUUUGGUUGUAAAGGUGGUUUUCCUACUCUCAUAACUGCUGUGUUAUGGAUUCAUUCACGAUGCCAAACAUUAAAGACAAUCUUUUAUCUGUC
Molecule: messenger RNA, 8726 nt
Organism: Salvelinus namaycush (lake trout)
Lineage: Eukaryota; Metazoa; Chordata; Actinopteri; Salmoniformes; Salmonidae
Product: dedicator of cytokinesis protein 3-like
Exons: 52
Coding region: 1-6213 (2070 amino acids)
Biological process (GO): small GTPase-mediated signal transduction
Cellular component (GO): plasma membrane; cytoplasm
Molecular function (GO): guanyl-nucleotide exchange factor activity; small GTPase binding
Source: RefSeq, a predicted model, not a curated record